CAGCAGGCUCUGCUUUUUAAGUAUUUCCCUGUGUUUAGUCGUUCUUACUUACUUGUUUGGGAACUCCGUUUAGCUGAGAAGUCGAAGCUUAAAGGAUCAUAAGUCUCACCAUGGAUGCGCAUUCGACAGCCGUUGCCAUCGCAGAUAUGCAACUGGACUGGAAAUGGAAUGUGGACGAGCCAAGAGACGAAUGCGACGGCUCCGAGGCGGGGGGUUGGGGGGAGGACUUGCGGGCCAAGAUGCGCCGCCUGCAGGACGAUCAUGUGUGGAUCCGGCAGCAGAUGACGCACCUCCAGCGCCGCCUGGUGACGCGCCAGUUGGAGAGGCAGAGGCGCCUCUACGAGGCAAGGGAGCACCUGCAGCAACUCCUGCGAGCUCUGCAGGUGAAAUACGGUCGCAAUUGGGGCUUGUAGAGGAGCCUUUGGCUUCGAGUUCGCCUGCCGACCCUCCAAAGUGCAGAGUUCCUGUGACAAACGCUCCAAAUUCAAACGACGUGAAAGGAUGCCGACUGAAUUGCUUACCCAACUUGAGCGUGGGAGAACUUAAAUACACCGAGAUGAUGAAUUGAAUUGUUCAUGAUGUUCUCAAAUUUGGUUGGGUUAACCUAACGCAUUCUGAAUUGCGCUGAAUAAUUUAUUGACGAAUACUUUUACGCCGGAAAUGCAAAAUAUUCUUUUAAACGUGA
Molecule: messenger RNA, 685 nt
Organism: Drosophila ficusphila
Lineage: Eukaryota; Metazoa; Arthropoda; Insecta; Diptera; Drosophilidae
Exons: 2
Coding region: 111-413 (100 amino acids)
Source: RefSeq, a predicted model, not a curated record